Molecule: messenger RNA, 2199 nt
Organism: Humulus lupulus (European hop)
Lineage: Eukaryota; Viridiplantae; Streptophyta; Magnoliopsida; Rosales; Cannabaceae
Exons: 4
Coding region: 245-2068 (607 amino acids)
Source: RefSeq, a predicted model, not a curated record
UCUCUCUCUCUUCUAUCUUCUCAGUUCUUACUAAUUGACCGUUGCCAACGUCCACUUGGCAAAUAAACCCCCCAGCUCAACCUCUUGCUUCCUCGUCUCCAACCAUGGAAAGAAACUGACUUAAUCUUCGAUCCAAGAUCGUCAUGAAUCUUGAUUCCCUCGAAUCUUGAUAAAAAUCCUCGAUAUCUGUUUUGGGUUUUCUUCCGUUUUGAUUAUCUUUCUCCAACAAUUUUGUUUUCAAGGCAUGGCUGCUUUAGCACCGGGAAUUCUUUUGAAGCUUCUUAAUGGAAUGAAUACAGGGACGAAGCCCACCAGCGAGCACCGGAGCUCGCUCUUGCAGGUGACUGAUAUCGUCCCGGCGGACCUCGACGAGAAGAAUCUCUGGCCAACGCAAGGCUUCUUCAUUAAAGUCUCGGAUUCUUCUCACUCAAUUUACGUCAGUCUUCCUUCUGAACAAGAUGAUUUUGUUCUCAGUAAUAAAAUGCAGCUUGGUCAGUUCAUCUACGUUGACCAUUUAGAGCCCGGGUCUCCGGUCCCAGUCAUUAAAGGGGCCAAACCACUCCCUGGUCGACACCCAUUCAUGGGAACACCAGAACCAUUGAUGGGUCUUAGAGAGAGAGGAGAGAGAGGUGAACAAAAGUCUAAUUCAAAGGCUUCAGCUCCAAGAAGGGGUUCUUGGGGACUAGGGAAAAAUGGGGUAGAAGAUGGCGUUUCAUCACCGUUGGUUCUUAAGCCGGUUCCUUUAGAUUUCGACCAGUGUACACCGGUGAAAGAGCGGCCGGCGAGAGGUAUGAGUAGUCUCUCAAUGUCUCCGAUGAUCAGAGGAAGAGCAGGAAAGGAUGGUAACUCCAGUGCCAUCGGAAUUCGGUGCUCUUAUGGGGGUGGACUUUUGGCUAAGAUGGUGGAUUCCAAAGGAGAAAGUCCUGCAUUGUUAAGGAAAAGUUGUGCUGUUCCUUCUUCAGUUGGGAAAUUUCCAAGAAGCAGGAGUGUCUGCGAAAGAGAGCCAAGAGUCCCAAUUAGUCCCUUCAACUCAGCUGAUAAGAAAAGCUCAACUCCACCACCAAGAUUGCGGAAUACAAAAGUAGCAACUCAACUCAACAUGGCUGGAGAGGCUCAAAACUCCUCCUCCAACACUAAAUCGACUACUCAGCCACAAUUUCAACAUGUUAAUAACAUAUCACCUCAGAGUAACAGCACCGGCCUAUCUAUGAACUUGCCAGGAAAACUUAGCAUUUUGGGCAAGGAAGCUGUUCAGCAGCGUGAAAUGGCGCAGAAGAUUGCCCUUCAAGCACUAAGAGAUGCUUCAGCGACUGAGGCCCUAGUUCGAUCUCUCAAGAUGUUCUCUAACUUGACCAAAACAGCAAAAGCAGAGAACCCAUCAUCCUGCUUCGAUAAAUUUCUUGAAUUUCAUCAUCAAAUUGGCCAAGCAGUGGCCGAAAUGUUGUCACUUCAAGCAGCCACUUCAACUGAAAUGUCUCAAAACUCUGUUGGGAUUAAAAGGAAAGACAAGGACGAAGACAACAACCCUUCUGUUUUAAACGAAAUAGCACACAAUUCUGCUAGCAGCACUGAGUUGAACUGCUCUAAACGACGGUCAGCAUUGUGCAAAUCAGUUACAGGCAUUCCUGAGAAGAGUGAGGAAAAAACAGCAGCUGCUACUGGCAUUGGAAAGCUCCUGAGAUCUAGCAGUGUCAAAAAAGCUUCCUCAGAUAGAAAAACACCUUCCACCCCACUAGGAAAACUGUCCCUGGAAACCAUUGCUGAGAAUGAUGAAAAUAGCAAACCGGGUUCAUGUGGCUUAAGCAAUACAACCAUAAAAUUGGGUAAGCAGAUUGAAACAGAAUCUGGGAACUGGUUUAUGGAAUUCUUAGAUAAAGCUUUGCAAAAUGGGUUGAAGAAACAGAAAGGAAAAGCAGCAGAUGGGGAAGCUCAGAAAGUUCCUCAGUCUCUAAUACUUAAGGUCAUUAAUUGGAUUGAGGUAGAACAAAGUGAUAGUAGUAAGAGGCCAGUACAUCCCAAAGCAGCACAAAUAGCUCGGAAGCUCAGGAUCAAGAUGAAGAAUCCUUGAGAAUUCUAUAAGGGAGUUUGUUUGGAUUAGAUUGAAUCCACCAUUUUUAUGUAUGUUGAUUGUUUGUAACGAGUUAUUGAGUGUGCUCACUUGUUUCAACUACUAUUAUAGGCCAAGUUUGUUGUUACUCA